Molecule: messenger RNA, 1416 nt
Organism: Myripristis murdjan (pinecone soldierfish)
Lineage: Eukaryota; Metazoa; Chordata; Actinopteri; Holocentriformes; Holocentridae
Gene: nr5a1b
Product: nuclear receptor subfamily 5, group A, member 1b
Exons: 6
Coding region: 1-1416 (471 amino acids)
Biological process (GO): regulation of transcription by RNA polymerase II; tissue development; hormone-mediated signaling pathway
Cellular component (GO): RNA polymerase II transcription regulator complex
Molecular function (GO): nuclear receptor activity; RNA polymerase II cis-regulatory region sequence-specific DNA binding; zinc ion binding
Source: RefSeq, a predicted model, not a curated record
AUGGAGUACAGAUGUGAAGUGGAUUUGGAGGAGCUCUGUCCAGUUUGUGGAGAUAAAGUAUCCGGGUACCACUAUGGGUUAUUGACUUGUGAAAGCUGUAAGGGUUUUUUCAAAAGAACUGUUCAAAACAACAAAAAAUAUAUUUGCGCAGAAAACCAGGAUUGCAAAAUCGAUAAAACCCACAGGAAGCGGUGUCCCUCCUGCAGAUUUCAGAAAUGCCUCAUCGUUGGGAUGCGACUGGAAGCUGUUCGAGCAGAUCGGAUGCGAGGCGGCAGGAACAAAUUUGGCCCCAUGUACAAGCGUGACCGUGCCCUCAAGCAGCAGAAAAGGGCUUUGAUGCGAGCAAAUGGAUUCAAAACAGAGGCCGCCGCAUCUCUUGUCUCCUCAAAUCAGACAGACUCUGCUUUUACUGGCAGCUUCCCCGGUCUCUACCCAGUUCCCAUCAUUCAAACAACACUUGUACCCACAACACACUAUAACCACAACUGCUACGGGCUGCCAUCACUGGGCACAUCAACACCCUCCAACCCAUCUAUAUCUACCCAGCGUCAGUACACCUCCUCCAAUCCGGCCAUCAAGUCAGAACACACGGACAUCCAUAUGAGUUCACAAGCCUCUGUUUUGGGGGACCAUGCCUACUCAGAAGAGCUUCAGGAGGAAACUUUUUCUCCACAAGUUCCCAGGAUGCCUCAGCUAGUGAUGGAGUUCCUGCGCUGUGAUCCAGAUGAGCUUCAGAUGCAGAGGAACAUUGCUGCCCACCUCCAGCGGGAACAGAGCAGCUGGGAGAAGCAGGGGAAGCCGACUGCUUUCAGCUUCAUGUGCCGCAUGGCUGACCAGAUGCUCUUCUCUAUUGUGGAAUGGGCUCGCAGAUGCAUCUUCUUCAAAGAGCUUAAGGUGAGUGACCAGAUGAAACUGCUUCACAACUGCUGGAGUGAGCUGCUGGUCCUGGACAUCCUCUUCAGGCAGGUCCAGCACGGCAAGAGGAGCAGUGUGCUCCUGGUCACCGGGCAGGAGGUGGAGCUGUCGGCUGUAGCCUCCUAUGCGGACCCCACUUUGGCCCACCUGGUCCAGAGGGGACAGGAGCUGCUGGAGAAGCUCCAUGGCCUACAAGUAGACCGCCAAGAGGUUGUCUGUAUUAAGUUCCUCAUUCUCUUCAACCCAGAUGUGAAACCUCUGGAAAGCCAGCCGUUUGUGGAGAGCGUCCAGGAGCAGGUUCAAGGAGCCCUGCUGGAGUACACGCUGUGCACGUACCCUCAGUACCUGGACAGAUUUGGUCACCUGCUGCUCUGUUUGUCUGAGCUGCGCUCUCUGAGCACCCUCGCUGAGGACUACCUGUGCUGCAAGCACCUCAGCGGUGAGGUGCCCUGCAACAACCUGCUCAUCGAGAUGCUGCACGCCAAACUUGCCUGCAUGUGA